AUGAUAGAAGCAUUUCCCAGUAAUGGUGAACGUGAAGCUGCUUCUGCUCUUCUCCUUCUCUCAGCCAUAUCUCCAUCUCCUCUUCCAAAAAGCAAUAGUAUAAUUGAGAUUUCACACAAGGUAGCUCUGGGUAAUUCGAAUUCAGCUAUGGAUUCGGAUUCGAAUUCGAAUUCGAAUUCGAAAAGCAAAUCCUCAGCUUCCUCGAUUUUGACCUCUGUUAAUUGCUCGUUCACGGAGGCUAGAUCACAAUCUCGUCGCAUGAAGAUGAUUGCCGCGUUUCAUGAGCAGAUAGUGAAGCUUAAGGUGACGAUUUCAUAUCUUCAGUUUUUCGCUGCUAUUGUUGUUAGACAACAACGAUCAAAGAGCUUCUUCAUUUCCGAUUGCCGGCAAAUGAGCUCAGGCAAGCCAGCCAAGACGACCACUUCUCGGACAACGUUUUGUAGGUCCACUAUGGUUUCGGCUUCAGCUUCAUCUUCAUCUUGUGUGUCCACUGACUCUGUCUUCAGUGGCAUUACCAGCGCGCAAAGUCUCGCGGCUGAUAGAGUGAUUCGCGGGAAGAGAAACAGUCAGUUGACUAAGGAGUUGAACCCGAACGCACCACCUUCCCUGCGCCGCCGAGCGGAAGCCAUCUUGAGGGUGUUGUCUCAUGGUUCCAUUUCUGAAAUUAAGAUUCGCCAGCUGAUAGGCAAUAGCCCUGACACCAGCAAAGCCUUAAGAAUGUUGCUGAGGCAAGGAAAGGUGAAGAGAUCAGGAGCAGGGGGUUCCUCAGAUCCCUAUACUUACGUGGUUAAUUUAGCAAAUUUGUACCACGCAGUCUUCCUCUGUCUCAAUUUAUAUGAUUUCAUUUUAAGAUGUCUCAAAGUACUUAAAUCUCUUCACUAA
Molecule: messenger RNA, 882 nt
Organism: Solanum stenotomum
Lineage: Eukaryota; Viridiplantae; Streptophyta; Magnoliopsida; Solanales; Solanaceae
Exons: 5
Coding region: 1-882 (293 amino acids)
Source: RefSeq, a predicted model, not a curated record